Molecule: messenger RNA, 1331 nt
Organism: Eremomyces bilateralis CBS 781.70
Lineage: Eukaryota; Fungi; Ascomycota; Dothideomycetes; Eremomycetales; Eremomycetaceae
Exons: 4
Coding region: 248-1246 (332 amino acids)
Source: RefSeq, a predicted model, not a curated record
CCUGUACACUCUUCGCGCCAUGGUCACUGGUAUGUGACAUAGUUGGCAGCGUUUGGUUACUGAUCAGCUUUGACAGUAGCAGUUUGUUUUUUGAGCGAAUCGUUUCAAGUCCUUGAUUUCGGCAUUGCUUGUUGUUGCUCACUCACUCCUCGGACACUAAUCUUCAUCCUCUGUAGAAGCCUUUUCAGGAUCUACUGAUCAUGGCAAACAGAAGCAGUCGAAGAAUGCCGCCCUUGUGGAGAAGUUCAUGCGCAGGACCGAUCUUCUGAAGCAUGUCUUCAGCAACUACCGUCGCCCUUUCACGAACCCUUGUAGCAAGGAAUAUGCGGGCUUGGUUAGCUACAGGGCUGGUAAAAGUCAGGCUCGAUCUCAAGCCGCGAUCAUAUUGCUCUUUGCACAUCAUAUGCUCGAUCCAACUCUAGAGAUGGAGAUUCAUAAUCCCGAAAUGUCGCAGUACAUGGCCUACGCGGAUGACCGAAUGUGUCCCAUUUUCGGUGGAUACAACAACAUGGAGGUCAAUCUCCCCUGGGUUCUGCACGUCAUCAACUUCUUCAGAUCUCACUUCUUGCUUCCAUAUCUGGGGACGAUGUGGGCCACCUACACCUCGCUGGAUUCCCGGCAACGCCCGCGAGGUCCCGACUCGGAUCUCGUCAAUGGUGCUCGUCCAAUUGGUCGACGCUGGAAUGGAACCUAUUCUUACCUCGAUCGCCAUGACGUGCUCGAUAUCCGUAGCGCGGGACCCGACUCUGGGUCUCUCUUCGAUGACCGCAACCUUGACAAGGGGGACAAAUCGAUCCAGAAAUUGGUGAUCGACUUCCCGGAGAGCUUUGCGACCGAUUGGCCGGAAGGGUUCGAACAAAUCCUGCACUCCUUGCGCGAGCCGAGUCCCCGCCGCACCCGAGCCCAGCACCGUGGCGGAAUCCCCGAAUUGGAGACGAAGAGCAUGCGAGAGGCUUCUCGUCGCUUCAUCGGCACUGGCUACGAUGACGAGGACUUCUUCUCUCAAGGCUUUCUCAAUCCGUUACCUUCCCAGAAUGGCGUUCCCGGUUUCCAGCGAAUUACUAUGAUGAAAUAUUUUGAGGAUGGCAAUCCCUUCGAAGACGCCCUUUGGGCGUACGAAGGGGUGGUUUUGCCCGGGUCGAAGAUCAUCGUCGGCCGUUGGUGGAGCUAUCAGCCCCAGGAGCCGGAGAACUUUGUUCGUAUCAUUCGUAUUGCCGUUCACUUUACCAGGCUCAUGCUGACUUGAACCCCCAUCUUUAGAUGUACUGCGGGCCGUUCAUCAUGUGGGAAGUGGAUGAUGCUCAGGAUGACUGGUCCUGGCAAAACGAUCG